Molecule: messenger RNA, 1446 nt
Organism: Uloborus diversus
Lineage: Eukaryota; Metazoa; Arthropoda; Arachnida; Araneae; Uloboridae
Product: protein dead ringer homolog
Exons: 7
Coding region: 1-1221 (406 amino acids)
Biological process (GO): regulation of transcription by RNA polymerase II
Cellular component (GO): nucleus
Molecular function (GO): DNA binding
Source: RefSeq, a predicted model, not a curated record
AUGAAUAAAGGUAAAUACGAGUGGCUUUUCAAUCCUGACUCGUGCAAUUUUAACCGCCAGCAGAUUGUUUUUGCAACAUUGGAUGACCUGUUCCAAAUAGGGAUGUUAUAUGAACUCAGCGACGAUCCUCGGCGGAAAAGUUUUUUAGACGACUUAUUUAGUUACAUGCAAAAAAGGGGUACUCCAGUCACCCGUAUUCCCAUCAUGGCUAAACAAGUACUCGACUUAUACGAGUUGUACAGGUUAGUCGUAGCCAGAGGUGGUCUAGUCGAAGUCAUCAACAAAAAAAUAUGGAGGGAAAUAACGAAAGGACUCAAUUUGCCUUCCUCCAUCACAAGUGCUGCUUUCACGUUAAGGACGCAGUACAUGAAAUACCUCUACGCAUACGAAUGCGACAAAGAAAAGUUAAGUUCCGCCGAAGAGCUGCAGGCAGCCAUCGACGGCAACCGACGGGAGGGCCGGCGGUCCAGCUAUGGCACGUAUGCCGACGUUGUGCCCGGCCGCAGCCACCCCCCACAACUCAACUCGCCCCUCAGCCUCGUGUCCCGGCACAUGAACGGACACGCUUCGAACCAUGGGGGCAGGGGCUCCUCCUCCCCUCUCCAGCUGGCCUACUACCCUCCGCACAGCAGCGCGCCUCUCAACCUGGCCUCCUCGCACGAAAACGGCAUCUAUGGGAAUCACGCACUCUCCUCAGGUUUUGUACAAUUCGGUGUCGUGCCUCCUCCAGAAUCCUACUCUAAUUCCACCAAAGAUUUUUCUAAGGUGCCUUCUCCAGAUUUCGACCAAAAUAAUUCACCCAAAGAUUUAUCUAAGGACUCUUCUUAUAAAAAUGGCCGAAGAAGUAGUGAAGAUGACAAUUGCAAUAGUGUCCCGUCCACCCCCAACCCUCUGGCGAUGCCCCAGGAGCAGGCCCUCAACCUGGAAGUGUCGCGGAACAACAACAGCAGCACCACCAACAAUGGCGGCGCGGACCACAAACCUCCGAUGGGUCUUCUGAGGGAUCCGGACAGCCACCACCACAACUCGAGUAGCAAGCGCCCCAAGAUCGAAGAGGACAGGUUGUCUCGGUCGGGGAUGCCCAGCACGCACAUCAAGAUCACCAGCAACAGAGACGGCAGAACGCAGUCUGACGGUUCCCUGAUGGUCAGCAUGGAAGUGAACGGCAUCCUGUACCAAGGAGUCCUGCUCGCGGCUCCGAACCACAGAAACCGCCUCUAACAGACGACACGUCUGCUCCUGCCUUUUGUGCCUUUGAAUACUUAAUUGGAGACAAAGACUUUAUUGACUAUGUGGACUCGCGCGCAUUUUUUCUCGUGGACCUAGCACAUCUAGGACAUUGAAGCAGCUCCUCUGCCAAACUUUAUUCUCAUCUCUUAAUGUCUAGGAAGAAACGAGAGGACCUUCUAUUGAUUCGAUUUGAGGUUUCUUCGUAAAAAGGAAUGA